AUGGCAGACCAGACACUAAAGACACUUCACCCAUUCCUGCAAGAGAAAGACACCAAGGUUUCAUCCGGGACGGUGAAAAGCUAUUCACAUGACACUGGCUCGGGUCCAGUACUAUGCAUGGUUCAUGGAUGGCCCCAGAGCUCAUACAUGUAUAGACACAUGGUGGCAGAUUUGAAAGAUAAAAUCACCAUGUUCAUCCCGGAGCUUCCAGGCUAUGGCUUCAGCUCAUUGCCUCCGAAGCACGACAAACGCACCGUAGGAUCGAUCCUCAUGGAAGCACUCCAACAAGUCUUCGGCAAAGAACGACCCGUAAUCUGGUGUGGCCAUGACCGCGGCGGCCGCAUUGGACAUCGUCUGAUCGUAGACGCCAAUCCAUCACACAACAUCCAAUCUGCAAUCAUUAUGGACAUUGUCCCCACCAGAGAACAGUGGAGGGUCUUUUCCAACCCAGCCGCGAGCGCAGCAUACUAUCACUGGCCCUUCCUAGCGAUACCCGCCGCCCCUAUGCUCAUUGAAGCCAUGGGUCCAGGAACUUAUAUCAAACAUUCCCUUGAGAGAGCAAAGGGAGGCAACGAGGUCGGCACGGCAAAGUUCAAAGAAAAUGAGGCCAUUGCACAUUAUUGCCACCAGUUCAGUUCGCCCGAGUGUAUUGCAGGGUCUUGCGGGGAUUAUGCAGCCGGUGCGACGGAGGAUGUCCAGGAGCAAGAGAAGGAUCAGAAGGAGGGUAGAAAGGUUAAGAUCCCACUUUUGGUGAUUUAUUCGGCAUCCAAUCUUGGAAGGAUGCAUGAUGUGCCCAAGGUCUGGAAAGAUUGGGUGGAGGGUGAAUUGCAGGUUGAGGGCGUCGGCAAUGGAGUUGGCCAUUAUAUUCCUGAGGAAGCCCCGGACGAGGUUACCAAAUUGGUUGUAAAAUGGAUCGAUGGACAGCAGAAGUGA
Ramularia collo-cygni is the source of this 933-nucleotide messenger RNA. RefSeq lists its product as uncharacterized. Gene Ontology annotation, molecular function: hydrolase activity. The record is from RefSeq and is a predicted model, not a curated record. NCBI's taxonomy places the organism in Eukaryota, Fungi, Ascomycota, Dothideomycetes, Mycosphaerellales, Mycosphaerellaceae. The coding region runs from base 1 to 933 and encodes 310 amino acids. The transcript has 3 exons.